Funneliformis geosporum is the source of this 1362-nucleotide messenger RNA. NCBI's taxonomy places the organism in Eukaryota, Fungi, Glomeromycota, Glomeromycetes, Glomerales, Glomeraceae. The record is from the annotation of a GenBank genome assembly.
AUGUCUCGGAAUCAUAUAAGCAUAAACAUCAAUGAUUCCUUAUCUAAUUCACAUCAGAAUUCUAUUUCAACUUUACCACACAAGAAUAAACCAAUAUCUAAAGUAGCAAUAUCAUCACAAUCAAAUUAUCUUUUGACAUAUAGUCAAGAAGAUGAAUCAUUAGUCGGAUGGCUUGUCAAUAAACGUACAGAACCUUUCAAUCUUAGUUUAGAUACAGAAACCAAGCCAUAUAAAUGUAAGGGCAUUAAAAAUUUCAAGGUCUCUGAUAACAAGAUCAUUUUGUAUGAUAAUACUGAUGAAGCUCUAGCAAAAUUCCACGAUUUGAAAAAUAACAAAGAUUUUAACAUUGAAGAUGAACUUUGUGACUACAGUCAUACGAAUUUUCUUGAAGAUGGGAAUAUAGUAACAUUUCAGAGCAAUAGCAGCGCUUUAAUAAAUCCUGCAGUUUUGAUUUAUGAAUAUACAAAAAAAAAAAAUUUGGCUCGCAAGGCUUUUUAUCUUUUUAAUGAAAAAGAUAUAAGAUUUGGAGGUUUUAAAAGCGAUAGGAUUUGGAUGAUAUCAUAUGGUUUAAUUUUUCUACUAGAUUUAACUACUUUCCAACUUCAGAAGUUUUCGCUUUUUGAAAAUAAUCUAAAUAUUGAUCAAGUGAAAUUCAAAUUCUCAAAAAAGUUUAUUAUUAUGAAAAUAGUUGAUGAGCAUUAUAUAUAUUCCAAAAACUUAGACCACAUAAAUUUUCCAAUUGGAAAUAUUAAUGAUCCAAAUUGUCAAGAAUUUGAAUUCGCCGGCAAUAAUGAUGAAUUCAUGAUUACAUUAUAUAAUAAAACUAUUAAUAUUUAUUUUUGGAAAUCAAAUCUAAAAGGUUCAAUUAUUUGCAAUAAAUUAGUAGAAUUUGGAGAUCUCGAUAAAAGUAUUCAUAUCGAAUUUAAGGACAAAUGCAUUUUUAUAGUAUCACCAGACAAACCUUAUAUUUAUAAUAUAGCAAAUCAUGAUUGGAGAAAAUCAAUAUUUGAUGAAAAUAUGAAUGAUUCUAACAAUGACUAUAAUGAGAAUAUAUUUAUGGAUAUAGAUCAAAAAUAUUCUUUAAUCCAGGAUAAAAUGAAGGUUGUUGAUGAGUAUUUUGAGACAAAUGUAAACGAUAUUAUCCCUGUAAAUGUGAUGAUUCUGCGAAAUGUUAUAUUAAGUCUGUAUGAUAAUCGCGAAUUAAACACUUUAGAAAUUAAAUGCAUUGCUAAACCAACAGAAAAUGAAUCAAAAAAGUCAUUUAUUGAUUAUUUAUUGAAUACAAAAUAUUAUUUUAUGCUAUAUGGAGAAAAGAUAUUUAAAUCGGCGAUCAAACAAAAUAAUAUUUAUUUAAUAAGAUAA